Messenger RNA from Wasmannia auropunctata (little fire ant), 7658 nucleotides. RefSeq lists its product as uncharacterized. The record is from RefSeq and is a predicted model, not a curated record. The transcript is spliced from 8 exons. Gene Ontology annotation, cellular component: nucleus. NCBI's taxonomy places the organism in Eukaryota, Metazoa, Arthropoda, Insecta, Hymenoptera, Formicidae. The coding region runs from base 108 to 5528 and encodes 1806 amino acids.
UAUUUGGCAUUAUACAUAUUAUUUUCGCAAUUAAUCUCCGUCCAAUCAUUUGUCAGUAUCAGGUCCGAUGUGUUGUAAGCGUCGUAACACUCGUAGCGUGGCAUUACAUGGAAACGCUCAUUGUGAUGAGAGUUUUUUUUAUAGGCAACGGUGGAGCGGGUGGAGUAAUCGGAGUAACGUCGGUCAUAAAAGUCGGCGUUGAAUCACGUCACGGAUGGCGCGGGGAGCGUUGCGCGCUGCAUCUCGUGGUCGCGGCGUGGAUCGAUAAAAUAGAAUGGCCGGUUCGCGCGCGGAAGAGAAACGGAGAGGGAAAACGCGUGUAUGUAUGUACAAGAAAGAUCAGACAGACAGGGUGGGUAGUAGCUAGAGUGGUGAGUGGGUGGAGUGGGCGGCGGUGGCGGACAGCGGUGGCGGUAGUAAGCGAUGGUGCGGUGCGGCGCGGCGGCGGUGGCGGCGGCGAGCAUAAAGAGGAUAGGAUAAUAUCGGUGCGCGUCGGCGUCCUCCCGCGGGAUCUCGUAUCCGGCGCAGCCUCUCGUAGCCGCGAUCUAUACGAUGUAGUUAUGCCGAAGAAGGGCACGCGGCAUGUGAGGGAGUUGGGGAAUACGAAAAGUACCCAGCAGCGGCAACAACGUCAACAACCAGCAGCAGCAGCAGCAGCACCACCACCAUCACCACCACCACCACCACCACCACCACCAUCAUCACAGUCACCGCCGCCCGGUGCGGCGACAACCGUCUCGGAGGUGGCAACAGCGAGACACUUUCGCAGCGUACAUAUCGGUCUGACCAACAGCAAGCGUUGGCUGUCGCUGAAGAAACGCCUGGGCCUGCCGACGGACGAGGAUGUUGCGGUGUACUUGCUGGACCUCGCCGAGUCAGUCGCUGUCACUAGGCAACAGGGUAAAUGCAAUGGAGCAGAGGAUUGGAAGACGACGAAUCAAGAUCAUAGCGAUCGGGACGAGAGAGCUAUCAAGGUUGAAAGCUCGGAUAAGGAAGAUGAUGAUGACGAGGAGGAGGAAGAGGAGGAAGAGGAAGAGCAAGAGCAAGAGCCCGUUCGCAGAAGUUCGAGGAAACAAACUCCUGUGUUAAACAAAGGUGUGCGACUUGAUUCUUCUUCCUGUACGGUAAGCAAGAGCGUAUCGGACGUGCUGGACGAUGCGAUCAAAUUGCACGUGCGACGCAGUUCGAGGUCGAAGCAUCACAAGAACAAGACGAAGCAUCGCAAAGAUAAGCGGAAGAAACGACGACGAAACUCAAAGAACGGCGUCGAAGAUAACGGCGGCGGCGGCGGCGGCUCCAUUGGAGUAGACAAAUUCGAAUGUACCAGUGAGAAUGCAUCGUAUUCGCGAAACGAUUCGGCGGAGAGUAGAGAUUCGAGUAAUCGCAAGAUGACCGUAAUCAAUGAAUUAGAUACUAAAUUAAAAUUAGAUGUAGAGAGCUUUGGAAUCGAUACAAAGGACGUUGAAUCCCCUACGACCAAGACUGAUCACGUAGAUAGUAUAAGAAUUCGAAACGAUGUAAAUAGUUUGGCGAAUAACGACAUCACCACCACGUACAAGAUAAAAGCGAUUGGUGUACCUGGCGAUUUGACGAGGGAUACCUUUGAGAAUAAUAAAACUACCAAGCUCCAUUUUGACGAUACCAUAGUGUCGUCUCUUCCGAAGCAGCACACGUACAACACCGAGGAUUUGAACAAGGACGUAGAAUAUUUAUUGAAUCCUGUACCCAAUGUCAAUGACAACGGCACAGUCGAGACGGCCGUCGAGAACGCAACUGAGAAGAGAAACGAGGCUAGGAUGAUGCGUUGCACAGACUCGCACGAAUAUAAAAAUGCAACGUUCUGCGAUGCAUCGAGGAACGGCGAAUCCAAGGAUGCGGAGGCUGAUCGCAAGCUGAAAAGAAGACGGAAACGUCCUCGUCGUGAUGCGCAAAUCGAAGAAAAUUCCGCAAAGGAUCUCACCGAGAAUAAUUCCGCUUUAGAUUCCGCGUUAGAGGCGACGGUAUUUAAACAUCGACGAAAAAAGCACAAGCAUACAAAUGAGCACAAAAGCAAAAAACAUCACGACGUACGAAAGGCGCCGCAAGACGGCAUCGUUGUUGUUCGAGAAGACGCGUGUCCACCGGAGGCGGCUGAACAGCUGCUAUCCUCGACGGCAGGAUCAGGAUCUAGCAAGAUCACCGAGGAUGGCAAUGAGAACGGAAACGGUGACGAUGAUCCUGAAGCGGGCCUUGAUGGUCUUGACGGUACUACCAACGGCGCAACCGACGACGUCGCGUCGUCAGCAGAACCACAAAGACUCGCGAUCAAGAUCAAACUCUGCCAAGAAUGCAACAGCCGUCAUUUGCAGGACGCGUGCCCUUUGACGACGUCGCAGUACGCGAUAGCCGACGCGAUUUUUUACGAGCAAUGGUUGAGUAGGCACAAGGAGAACGCAGAGAUAAUGAAAGCCAUCACGUCGGAGGACCCAAUGUCGGAAGGUUACGGCAGAUUAGCGUACGACGGCUUCGAGUCGGGUGACGAAUCGCCAACAUCCAGCGAACAAUGCAAGGCCAAACCGAAGGUGCAGAGAGAGGAGAAGCAGCUAGUAGUAGAGAUAGAUCGACCGCUGUAUGCAAGGGAUUCUCUGCCGGAUUGUCUCGAAUUGAAGAUCACUAAUACCGAUCACGGUCUCGGCAUCUAUGCCAAGAACCCGCUUCCGAUAUACGCCAAAUUUGGUCCACUUGUCGGUAUAUCGGUUAGGGAAAUGGACAUUCCGGAUGAUUUUUCUAUGCGCCACAUAUGGGAGAUAGAUAAUAAUGGAAAGAGUACAUAUAUUAGUACUACAAAUCCAUUAAAAAGCAAUUGGAUUCGAUAUAUUAGACCAGCCGAGACGAAGGAGAAGAGAAGCAUAGCGGUAAUCGCUAAGCAUGGCAAAUUAUAUUUUGUUACAACUCAGAAUAUAGCAUCAGGGAUGGAGCUCACUUAUUGGGUAGAGUCACAAUCUUCCACGUGGACGAGAAAAAAUAAAAUCAAUAAAACGAAUUGCGGAGGAUGCAACCUUAUUUUCGCACAUUCGAUAUAUUAUCGAUUGCACUGCUGCAUCUUUCACGACAUGAAUUAUAGUUUAACGAUAAGAAAAUAUCAUUGCAAGGUUUGCGGUGCCACAGUGCUCGGCAAGGAUAACAUUAUGAAACAUGCAGCAGAGUUGCACGAGGGUCGCGGCGCGUAUCAGUGUCAAUAUUGUAAAAAGUUUUUCUUAAGGCUGAAUUACUUAGAAAUGCACCGAACUUACGGAUGCUCACAGAAUCCACAUCGAGCGCGACCGUUAUGCGAUUUCUGUGGCCGUAAAUUUUGUCAGCCACAAAAACUAAAAGUACACAUCAAGAGGAUGCAUAGCGAUAUGGCCGAGGUGCUUAGGGAAUUUCAGUGCAAGUUGUGCUUGAAACUAUUGGGUUCUCGCGCGGCUUUACAGCGGCACAUGAAGGAAGUCCAUCACAAAGACGUUAUUGCCGCAGCCACGUGCGAUCGAUGUGGGAAAAUGUUCCAGAACAAAAGUAAUUUGAAGAUUCACAUGCUGACUCAUAGCGGUGUGAAACCAUUUAAAUGCAAAGAGAACGGCUGUAAGGCAGCUUUCACUACGAAGCAAUGCCUACAGUUCCAUUACAAGAAGGUGCACGGUCUUUCGGAGGAGAUGAUGCCCAAGAUUGAGAGGUCUGUGGCGUACACCUUUGACGCAUACAGCGGUGGCCUCGUUGAGGACAUGCCUUGUGGAAGAAUCAUUCACUGCAACAGAAGAAAUUCUUCACAAGACAAUAGCAAUAGUUUACCGUCUCUGGACGACUGCAGCUCGGAAAGUAAUUUAAAAGUCGAGACAUCGACACCGGUACCAGCAUCGGCAUCAGCAUUAGCAUCGGCACCGUCAACAACACCGACACCGGCAUCGAUAUCGGAAUCAGCAACGGCGUCAACAUCAGCAUCGGCACCCAUAUCAAUAUCAAUAUCAGUAUCAGUAUUGGCAUCAGCAUCGACGGCAGCAGCGAUGGCAAAUUCUGCUCACAACGUCAUUGUGGAUUCAUUACAAAGUAAUGAGGCAAAUUCUACAGUGAAAUAUAAGACGGAACAACAAGAGUCUCAGAUACCGAGUAUGCAAACCGCAACCAGUGAACUUGAUGCAACGACGAUGGAUAAUGGACAGACGGAGGUCGAUCUAUAUGACACAUCGAGAACACAUCUGAUCAAGAGUAGCAAAAAGUGGCUGACUGAAUUUAAUCCGCCGCCUACUUCCGACAUCGCUGUUCAUUUACCGGCGGUCUCGGCGCCGUCUUCUGACAUUUAUGAUUUUGAAGACAGCAGAAAAGAUAGUGGUAGCGAGAAAGCGGUUUCGCGUACCAGCGCGACGGUGCCGAAUUUGAUGGAAAGCAAUAAAUUACGAUUGAACGUGUACCGCAGCAGGACGGAAGGCGCGAGUUUGCUGGUUGAGGCGGCCCUAGAUGCCGCCGAGAGGGACAUAGGAACGGUGUCCAGCCCGAUCUUGGAGGACAACGAUCGCGAGACCAAUCUCUACUCUAUCUCGAGCCAAUUGCAAUCCCCGAUACCGCAAUCGCGAUCACCGAAUCAUUUAGACUCUUAUAUCGUACAGCAAGAGGAGGAACUGAUUUCGCCCGCACCAACCCCGGACGACCGGGGGCACACUCCUCCUAGCCAUUUACACGUGGAUUAUCACUUACAUCGACCUGCGGUCGACUACAUCAACACCUCGCGAACACAUAAUAUCGAGCAGUAUCUGCAUCACGAGGAACUGCCGCGUGUUUCUUCACCGAAUUACAUACACAUGCAGCAAGAAGACUUGGUGUCGCCGUCAGCCACGCCGAAUCAUCGUUAUCAGGACGUGCAUCACCAUCAGGUGCCAACGGAUAAUCUCUCGAGCGACGAGGGUGACUCGGUCGCGCAGAAUCUUAGUUUGUCCGUGAAGGAGAAGGCGUUGCAAUUGGAUCUCUCGACAUCCUACAAGUACGACUCGCUCGAACAGGAUUUCACGCGGGAGAGAUCCAAUUUUGAGCCAUUAGUGCUCAACAGUGGUGAACUUCAGGGUUUAGACAUGUCAGCUCGGGGUUUUCACCACAAUUUUGGCGGCCAGAUGCAAAACACCCGCUAUCAUCAUCACCAUUUGUAUGACAUCGGCGAGCGACAAAGUGUGGACCUCAGCAGAACGGGCAGUUACUCUAUGUCGCCACCCCCGCCACCGCCGCCACCUUAUCCGCACAACGAAGUUGUGCGAGUGGUCAGUUUGGAUCUCACUCCUGGCGGCAGACAUAGUGUCGAUUUGAGUCUCUCUCGAUCACAUCAUCUGCAUGGAUCUGCUACUCGUGUUAUCACCAGCCCACAACCAGGCUCGACUACGACGCACGUAGUAUCCGAUGCCGGAGAAGGUCGAAUGCUGUCUCCACCUCCACCUCCCUUGUCUGGAUACAAUCCCAGUUAUCCCGUAAGUCCAACUCCGUAUCAUCCUCCGAGAUCCGGCUACCACCAUUAUCCCGGUUAUUAUUGAUCAUCUUUAAUGAAUAUCGCGACGGUUUGUACAUUCGACGUCUUCUCGAUAACUUCUCGUUUUAUAGAUCCCCGGUCUUCGAAUCCCGGUCCUUUUAUUAUAAGUACUUUAUUUUUAUCAUACUCUAAACAAGUAAACAACUUUACUUUGUGAUCAUAAAUUAUUUAAAUUUACAUUGUUUUAUAUCUCGCGACACGCUCGUAUCGCAGGCGGGAACUGCCAUUUUCAUACGUUAUAAAAAGCAGCGCAAAGUUAUGCUUUAUUCUCGUGAUCAAUUUAAUAUUUAAGAUGGUGAUAAUGAAAAUUUUGGCAUGCACAAUUGAAAAAGUUAGAAAAAGAAAAACAAAGCUUUUCGACUUAAGAAGACGAUAAAAAAAAUCAAUAUCUCGUACGAUAGACGGUCGUAACACUGUAAUUUAAUGCGAUAAAUGCACAAAAGUGUACACGGUACAUUUCCACGAAGAUUCAGAUCAGAUGUUAUUUUUUUAAAAAAAAAUCAAGUAGCACGAGAUUUUACGCAGAAAAAUCUAUUCCAGCAUGAUGGAGUAUCUAUAGAGGAAAGUUCAUUUAUCCGUAUUUAUAUAGCUGUUAACUUGUUUUUCGUUUACCCUUCUCCAAUAAGCUGUGUAUGCAGAGCAUGCAUGACGUAUGAUGAGUACAUCGUUUUAUAGAAUGAUCGUUAAAGAGAAGGGCAGGAAUAAGGAAAAGGAGAAGGAUACAAAAAGGUAAGAAAACAAAACAGAAUUAUGUCGUAAUCCAGUGCCACGUCCGUGAUAAUUAAGAUUAUUGAAAAAGUUGUUACCUCUUAGCUUAUAUUCUUCUAUUUCGGACCUAUACUCUACCGAGGAAUAAUACUCCAUUUUAACGUGGCUUUGGUGACAGCAGCAUCCCAGAGCAGCAUAAUUUUCGCAAAAAUUACGCGAUUAAAAAUUUAAAAAGCAAAUUAAAUUUUUUCACGAAGAAAAAGAAAGGAUUUAAAAGAUGUCCCCGCAUAUACUAGCAAUAUUUUACUAAAUUGUAUAAAUUCUAUUUAAACACAUUCUUUAACAAUUUGUAAAUAAUAAAAUCAUUUCGAAAUGUGUAUCGUGUUUUUUUUCCCGUUUACAAACAAAUCGUUUGUAAAGUAUGCGUCUGUGUGUGCUAUCUGGGAUGCUCUAAUAUUUGUGAAAUUUGUCAAGUUAUCAAAAUGCCUAACGCGGUAGCUAUAAGUAUAUCUUUGCAUGGUGAUAACAGAUUGUAAUGUUUGUUUUUAUCUAGUCAUUAUAUAUUAGCAAAGGUGGAUUAGCCAUAAGUUACGAUGAGUAUUUCAGCGAUCGCAAAUAAUUUGUCCAAACAUGUAUUUACAUGUAUUACAUGUAUUUUAUCGUGAAUGCAAAUUCAAACUUGUAUGAAUUUUGUUUAAAAUCUUACGUUUUUUCGCCGAUUAAUCUAGUAAGAUUAGUGAUAUGAACGUAUUCCAUUAUUGAAAUAAAACGCAACGUUUUACAAGUUCUAUUUUAUGAAACUGACAUAAUAUUAUAUUAUGUUUCAUUAAACUUGUAGACAUUAUUUACGCUUAAAAAACAUGCGUGCGAUAGCGAUUGCAUUUCUCAAAAAAGGGAAAAUGCGCGCGCGCGCGCGCGCGCGCGAGCGUGUGUGUGCGUGUGCGUGUGCGUGUGUGUGUGUGUGCGUGCGUGCGGGCGUGCGUGCGUGCGUGCGCGCAAUAUCGAUGUAUUUCACGCAAAUGUGCGUAUGAAGGCGAUACGAUUUAUAAGGUCUCCUGCAAACGCGUUAAUUUUCGCUUCCAGAUUUCUGGAUUUACUCUCUUUAGCAAUUUAUCGAAACCAAAGAUCUAAAAAUAUUGUAACUCUUGUGCCAAAUCGAAAGGCGCUCAUUGUUAUAUUAUAUUAUUGUAUACAUGCAACUUUUAGCAAAACAUAGCCAUUAAAGAGAAGGCAACGCGCGCGUAAUGUCUGUCACUUUUGCCAUACUUUUCAUUGGUUAUUAUAUGUUCAACUAUAGGUAUUUCACCCGCGUGAAUAGUUUUACAAUUAUUCUAAUUGUAAGAAUAUUUUGUUAAUUUCUUUUAUGUAGUUUUUUUUUACAAUGCUUCUGCCAUUAAAGAAAGUUACCAUUUCAUUUUUAUUUUAA